Diceros bicornis minor is the source of this 4273-nucleotide messenger RNA. It is a transcript of the gene MOSMO, whose product is annotated as modulator of smoothened. NCBI's taxonomy places the organism in Eukaryota, Metazoa, Chordata, Mammalia, Perissodactyla, Rhinocerotidae. Bases 3 to 506 code for a protein of 167 amino acids. Gene Ontology annotation, biological process: negative regulation of smoothened signaling pathway. The transcript has 3 exons. The record is from RefSeq and is a predicted model, not a curated record. Gene Ontology annotation, cellular component: Golgi apparatus; ciliary membrane.
AGAUGGAUAAACUGACCAUCAUCUCAGGAUGUCUCUUUCUGGCCGCCGAUAUCUUCGCCAUCGCCAGCAUCGCCAACCCGGACUGGAUCAACACCGGGGAGUCGGCGGGAGCACUCACUGUGGGCCUUGUGCGACAGUGUCAAACAAUCCACGGACGAGACCGGACGUGCAUUCCACCUCGGCUUCCCCCAGAGUGGGUCACCACACUGUUUUUUAUCAUCAUGGGAAUCAUUUCAUUGACUGUCACAUGUGGUUUGCUGGUGGCUUCCCACUGGCGAAGAGAAGCUACAAAAUAUGCUCGAUGGAUAGCAUUCACUGGAAUGAUCCUUUUCUGUAUGGCUGCCCUAAUAUUUCCAAUAGGAUUUUACAUCAAUGAAGUCGGAGGUCAACCUUAUAAAUUACCCAACAACACAGUAGUUGGGUCAUCAUAUGUACUUUUUGUCUUAUCAAUUUUCUUUACAAUAGUAGGACUUCUAUUUGCUGGCAAAGUUUGUUUACCAGGCUGAUGAAUGUCUAAAUUGCUUGACUCUUUUAUUAUUUUUUAUUUUAUUUUAUUUUUUUUAUGUUUGGAGAGUGGGGAGGACAAAAGCAAGGCAUCUGAGUAGCCCUCUCGUAGGAAGAUGCUUAGAUGAAACUGAUGCUGAAAAGGAAAAAAAUGCUUUGUUUUGUUCUCACUAUGCACUUUGGAUUUAAAAACAAAAAAUGAGAGCCUUUUCCAUAACCAAAUACAGACAGUAUUGACUAAAUCUCCUGAGCAUAUUCAGGCAGUUAGGUCUGCACUGUGAUAGCAGCCUAGUGAAGGAGAAUGCUUUAUACUGAAAGCAUGUGGCCCUUUGUGAUUCUGUUGUUCCGUUUUUAAUGUCUAUGAUUGAUUUGAGGAAAAAAAAAGUCUAAUUAUUUAUGAAUCAUGGUGGACCAGAGGGAUGCAAGAGAAGUUCAUGUGGGGCUGGCCUCACCUCCUAAGAAAUUAGUGUUCACAGCUUCCUUGUAAUGGUAUGAGCCUUUGGCACCAGAAUGGAUUGCCAUUGCAUUACUGCACCAAGAAGCCAAGAGAUCAAAACUUGUUUGCUAAAAUGUAUGUAAAAAUUCUGAAAUUCCCUAUUCUCUGUGUACAAAAAAAAAAUUCAAACACUAAGAAACAUGUUGUGGGUGGGUGGGGGAAAUGUUCCUUAUAUUUAUAUAAAUAUAUAUAUAAUAUAUAUAUUUUGCUGAUGCAGUAUACAGUGUGUAUAUAGUGUGUGUGUGUAUGUGUGUGUAAAUUUAUGUACACACACAUGCAAACAGUUCCUGGAAGAGAACUCUGAAUGCUUUGCUAGCAAAACACUGUGGUGUGCAAACCUAGAACUCAAUAGAAAAAAAGCCAUUUAUCUGAAGGCUGCAUAGUGGAGAGAGUCUUCAGUUUACCUCAUUCUUUGUAGCAGCCCUUGAUUUUAACAGGUUUUUGUAAUAGGUACAAAUAAUCCCAUACCUUUCUAGGUGCAAUUUUAAGUUAAGCUAAAAUUCUUUGUAGGGUUAAUUUAUUUGUAUGUGAUAGUGGAAGGUAAGAUCAUGUCAAACCUUAUAAUUUGGGGAAUCUGACACUAUUUAAAUUAUUGGCAACUGUUGUCUGUUGUACAGAGGUUCUGUUUUUCUACUGGCUUGGUCUGUUACAUUAAUAACGCAUUUUAUAUGUUCAAGCACACAACUUUACAUAAAUACAGAGUUCACUAGUAAUAUCAAUUUACAAUAGUUUGGCUAUUUUCAACACUAACUUCACUCUGCUAUAAAAAUUAAAUAUAUGUUCUUUUCAUCUGCAAGCAUUAUUAAUACAUCUCCUUUACCAAAAACCUGAGCAAUACAAUAUUUUCUUUAUAUGCUAUAUGCUUUAGUGUGCUAAAAGCUAACAUUUUUGCAUUUACUUUAAGGGGCUGUACUAAAACCACAGCUUUACAUUUUUUCCUAAAAGAAGCAUUGCAGCUAACCCUUGAACCCACAGAUAGUUUUAAAAUACAGUAUUUCUCUUCUCCACGUUUCCAUGCCUUCAUGUCAAUGCUUAGUUGUUUCUCCAGGUGAACAAUACAGAUAAUCUCCUGUUUGAAAUGUGGGGCAGGAGGGUCUUUCAUGGCAGUGGAACUAAGUUUUUCUUCUUUAUAGUAAAAUGGCAACCCAAAUGUCCCUAUCAAGUAGAGUUCGAGUCCCAUGUAGUCCAUGCUUCACACAGAAAUGAAUGCACUGUUUUUAAAAAGCUAGGUUAUAAGUUAUAGAAUGAUUACUUUGGAGAUGGGGCUGCCUCCUCAGAUAUUCAAAGUAUGAAAUGGAGGCGCCUGAUGUGUUGCACACUGGCUUGUUUGACAUUCAUAUAUUUUACUGUUAAUUCAGCAGUAUUUUAUUGUGAGAGAAAACCCCAGUGUUUCAGCUCACUCAGGAGUCGAGGUAAGAGGUGGACCACCACUGUGGUGCAUUCCUUGAGUGUGCUGGGGGAAUGUCACACUUUUCCUUCCCAGGGUCAAAGAAACCUUUGGGGAAUGCCUGAGGAAGCUAUUUUUCCCCAACUAUUAUGAUGUCUAGUCAAUUCUAAGAAUACCACUGGGCGUGUUCUAUGGACGUUUGGGAUUGCAGUUCCCAUUGUGAUUUGAUGGGUCCUCAGUCAGGUUGAUCACUUUGAAGAAAAGCUUUGGUUGUCGCCAUUAUACCACUGAAAUAAAGUGUUAGCAAAGUAUGGUUCAAAUUAAUUUAUGAUAUGACCAAGAGCUUUUCUCUUCCAAAAGAUGAAUUUUAUUGUAAAUAGUUUCUCAAAAUAUUUUUAACUGGAUCAUAAGCAUGGGGAGAGAACGUUUCUCAGCUGCUAAGAAUUUCCCCACUGUUUACUUCUUUCACUUACAGUGGUAUUGCAUAUAAGAUUACAAAAUUUAAGGUUUUAUUUGUAUCUAUUACCCAAACCAUUAAAUUGUCUUUAAUUUCAUCAUUGUCUCGGAGGUCCAGUGCAUAAAGGGCUGAUAGGGGAAAACUCCCUCUAACCAGUCGGCACUCUAACCCAGGAUUAAAACCGUCCCAUCAAGUAGUAUGUGAAGUCAAAUCUUUGUACUCUUCCAGACCAAACAUUCAAAUGGACUUAUUCAUAUAAAAUUCUAUAAAUCCUGUAAGUGAAAAGAUAGACAACUGUCAGCAGUUGCUUUUAAAAGGUCACUAUAAUAAGUACUAUAUAGUACAGUAUUAAUUUAUAGCAGGAAAUCAUAUCUUGUAAACUGUAUAUAAAACACUGUUUUAUGGUGCAAUCAUUUGUCAAACUUUUGUCUGUUACAUUGUUUUUAGAGUGUGUGCAUUCUUCUCAUACCUAAGAACAUCACUGUAAAAUCUGCUGAAAACUAUUUAUAGGUUUUAUUUGCACAAGACUUAAUUAGUUUGAAAUUUUUGGAAGCUCCUAUUGAACAUGCCUAAACAUCUGUAAACAUGAAAAAUCUUUAAUUCAUUAAAGCAAACAUUUCAGUAUGAUUCUUUCCAAAGGUAAUCCAUGUUCUAUGUUGUUAAUGUGUGUAUGUAAUUUUUCUGACUCUUCUACUUCUUAUAAACCUAUUUUCUGUUCCAUUUGUUUUGUUUUGAAGGAUGGUUUUUUUUUUUUUUUCUUUUUGAUGUUCUAGAUGACCAAAACACUUCAUUGGUUUUUACCCUUUUGCCUAAAGCUUUGAUAUCCCCACUUGAUGUUCUGUGAAGUCACUGUUUAAUCUCUUAAGUAAAAUAAUAAAUAGUCCUGGUGACAUACAAUCUAUUGAUUUAGAGGAAAGGCCCUGAAAAAGUAUUGGAAACUAACUUUGGAUAUACUCUUAGCUAUUAUUUUGCAUCGUGGGCUUCAUGGGAAGAACAUGUUGCAUUUAUUUUGUCUUUAUUAAAAGACUAAUAACCACAAGUUACUCUGAGAUUGUAGUAACUGUUUUAUCAACCCACUUUGGUCUUCUUUUAAAAAUUUACAUUCACAAUUCAAAACAGUAAGCUGUCUUUCAGAACUAUUCUUGAAGGAUGAAAAUAUAUGAAGGAAAAAAGUGGCCUGUGUAGGUUGGAUUCCCUACACAGGACUUCUUAGUUGUAUCACCUCAAGAGAUUUUAAAGUUUGUGAUCAAGGUCUGUAUAUUACCCCAAACUUUAUUAAGAAUUGUUUUCUAAUUGGUUAUAACAUUUUUCAAUUAAUAGUUUCAAAACAAAUUGUUAAUACAAACUGUAUAAAAUGAACAUAAUUUUCUUCACUUGUAUUUUUGUUAUUGAGCAAGUUUAUCAAAAUAAAUUGUCUACUAAAGAAACU